Messenger RNA from Punica granatum (pomegranate), 1378 nucleotides. The record is from RefSeq and is a predicted model, not a curated record. Lineage: Eukaryota; Viridiplantae; Streptophyta; Magnoliopsida; Myrtales; Lythraceae.
UCCAUCCUCAUCUUCUGCCCCUUCGCUAUCCCACCAAAAGACACAGACGCAGCAGUAGCAGCUGCUGCAGGACUUCGCUUUUCUGCGCUCCCAAUGGUCCACUUGGGUGAGCUCCCUCUCCAGUCCUCCUGGGCAGCAGCCGUGAACAAUUAACUCCUGAGACUGAAUCUGAUGUGUGUCUUUGCGUUGGGACACACCUCAUCCCUCAUCCCAACAAGGUAGGUAGCCUAUCCCUCGUGAAGGCCAGGCCCUUUGAGGAUAUAAUCUUUUCCUCGUCCCUGGCCAGCCCUGCCUUUCUUCAUUGUUGAUUGAAUGAAUCAUAUAGAGAAAUCAUUAUGUUUAUGUAUAUAAUCUUGUCCUUACAUUAAUUUGGAAGAUUGACAAAGGUGGCGAGGACGCCUAUCUCGUCAGCACCUUCAAUGGUGGUGUUCUUGCUGUUGCUGAUGGUGUUUCUGGAUGGGCUGAACAGAAGGUUGACCCUUCCUUAUUUUCUCGGGAAUUGAUGACUAAUGCUUCGUCCCUGUUGGAACAGCGGGGACUUGAGGAGACAUGCAUUGCUGGGUGGCUUAGGUUGGGAAAUCAGCCUGUUGCUGCCUAUUUACAUAUUUUUGCUUGCACGUCUCAGUUCAGCUAUGAUCCCCAGAUGCUCUUGAAAGAAGCACAUGCUGCAACCUCUUCUGUAGGUUCGGCUACCGUAAUAAUAGCCAUGUUAGAGAGAGGCAGGAUCCUGAAGAUCGCAAAUGUUGGGGACUGUGGACUGAGGGUGAUCCGCCAGGGUAAGGUAGUAUUUUCAACGUCCCCUCAAGAGCAUUAUUUUGAUUGCCCACACCAGUUAAGUUCUGAGGUGGUCGGCCAAACAUACCUCGAUGCUGUGAUGAGCACAGUGGAAGUAAUGGAGCAAGACACCAUUGUUAUGGGAUCGGAUGGCCUUUUCGAUAAUGUGUUCGAUCAUGAAAUCGUUUCAGCUGUAACAAGAUACAGUGACGUUUCAGAAACCGCAAAGGCAUUAUGUGAUCUGGCUAACACACACUCGAUGGAUCCCAGCUUCGAUUCUCCCUACUCGGUGGAGGCCAGAGCAAAGGGUUUUGACAUUCCCCUAUGGAAGAAAAUUCUGGGGAUGAAGCUAACAGGUGGAAAACUUGAUGACAUUACCGUGAUUGUCGGUAGAGUUGUUAGAACACAGUCAGCAGCCUGAAACACAAACACGCGGCUUAUCAGAAUGAAAGUUUGGUGGCUCUCUUGGGAUUCCACCUUGCAUUCCUGAUCAAUGUGUUCCAUUCUUCCCAAAUGACGAAGGCAGAGGGUUCCUUCCCUCUAUCUCUAUCUUGAACGCUGUCCUCGUCAAAAUGAAAGUACCGAAUUGAAUGCAAUUUCACCA